Tarenaya hassleriana is the source of this 1293-nucleotide messenger RNA. Its product is annotated as COP9 signalosome complex subunit 7-like. The transcript has 9 exons. NCBI's taxonomy places the organism in Eukaryota, Viridiplantae, Streptophyta, Magnoliopsida, Brassicales, Cleomaceae. The record is from RefSeq and is a predicted model, not a curated record. Gene Ontology annotation, cellular component: COP9 signalosome. The coding region runs from base 202 to 945 and encodes 247 amino acids.
CACUAUCAUUUCCCGACCCCCGCAAAAAAGAGAGAGCGAACUCGAAUUCCCCCUCUCUGCCAUCCUCCCCUCUUCCUCUUCGAAAUCGAAACCCUAACACCAUUUUUUCGGGACAAGUCCCUGGAUGCUUCUGAGGCCAUCCAUUUUCUGAUUCUCUUCAACUCUCCUAUUUUAUUGUUUUGGGGCGAGCGAUCUCUGAAGAUGGAUAUCGAACAGAAGCAGGCGGAGAUUAUCGAUCAGUUCGUUAAACGAGCUUCUACUUGCAAAGGCGAGGCACUUGCACCUAUCGUACUUGAAGCGACGUCGAAUCCGUCGCUCUUCGCGUUCUCCGAGAUUUUGGCUGUACCCUCCGUUGCCGAGCUCGAUGGAACGUCAAAUUCUGUAUACCUGGAUGUGCUACGGUUAUUUGCGCAUGGGACCUGGGCUGACUACAAGUGCAUUACUGGGCGUAUUCCUGAAUUGGUUCCUGAUCAAGUUCUUAAGCUAAAACAGCUCACUGUUCUUACCCUGGCUGAGACAAACAAGGUAUUGCCCUAUGAUAGUCUGAUGCAGGAAUUAGAUGUUACAAAUGUACGUGAACUCGAGGACUUUCUUAUCAAUGAAUGUAUGUAUGCGGGUAUAGUAAGAGGAAAGCUGGACCAGUUGAAAAGAUGUUUUGAGGUUCAGUUUGCGGCUGGUAGGGAUCUAAGGCCAGGACAACUUGGGAAUAUGAUGCUCACAUUGUCAAACUGGUUGAACACGUCAGAGAAUCUACUUGUUUCAAUUCAAGAGAAGAUAAAGUGGGCAGACAAGAUGGGUGAGUUUGAAAAGAAACAUCGGAAGGAAGUUGAAGAAAGGGUGGAAGAAGUGAAAAAGUCUCUUUCCAUGAAGAAGUUGCACACUGUGGGCAGGCAGAUGUUGACCUCGGAGGGCACGAGGAGAUCUUUGCUGAACCAAGUGGAGUGAUGGAUUACGAAGAAGAUAGAAGCCGACCCAAGAGGAGGAGGCAUCCAGUAACUUAAAACAAAGAGCCAUAGACACAUUCCUUUUGUUCAGCCUGAGGUGAUGAUGAUAUAAGUUUUUUUUUUUUGCGGGAAGGAUGUUAAACCCUUUCGGCUGCCAACUUUUGUUGUUUGGGGGCCUCUUUUCACAUAUCUCAAGACACGCGUUUCUCUCUCAAUCCAAUCCAUUAUGUCAGUUUAAAAAAAAAGGAGCAAAAGGGGAAGUCACCCAGGGCGUUACGUGGUUUGAUUUCCCGAUUCAUGCCUUUGUGAUUGAACCAUGUUUUCUCUGAAUGACGACAUGAUUACUUCA